Messenger RNA from Scutellospora calospora, 251 nucleotides. NCBI's taxonomy places the organism in Eukaryota, Fungi, Glomeromycota, Glomeromycetes, Diversisporales, Gigasporaceae. The record is from the annotation of a GenBank genome assembly.
AGGAUUACUAUGAUUAUUCUACGGAUGAGGAUUUUGAAGAAAGUUUCAAUACUGACCAAGAUGAACCAUUAUUCAUUCACAAUUAUCUGGCUGCUAUGAAGGCAAGACAUUGGUUAGAAGAACAAGAUUCUUUAGAAAUACCGGAAUAUGAUGAUGAUAGUGAAGAUUCAUCAUCUGAAGAUGAGCAUAUGGAUCACAAAUUUUUAACCAAAGAAUAUGAAUUGGCAGUAAAAAAUGACACAACUUUUUAA